CCUCAUUUGUUCGUAGGGAAUAGGUUAUUAGGUACUGUAUCUCUUUUGCUGUAUAUUGUAUUCUAUCAUUAUAUUUUAAUCCUCAACCAUGGGAAAAAUUCAAGGUGGAACUGUUGUGGAAGUGCUUGGUGAUGAAAUGACUAGAAUUAUCUGGGAAUUAAUCAAAGAAAAACUCAUUUUAAAAUAUGUUGAUCUUGAUAUUAAAUGUUAUGAUUUGGGAAUUGAAUACAGAGACAAAACAGAUGACAAAGUAACAGUAGAUGCUGCUGAAGCCAUCAAGAAGUAUAAUGUUGGAAUCAAAUGUGCAACUAUUACUCCUGAUGAGAAGAGGGUUGAAGAAUUCAAGUUGAAGAAAAUGUGGAGAUCACCGAAUGGAACAAUCAGAAAUAUCCUUGGUGGAACUGUCUUCCGUGAAGCAAUUAUUUGCAGCAAUAUUCCGCGUCUAGUGACAACAUGGAAGAAACCAAUUAUUAUUGGCAGACAUGCAUAUGGUGACCAGUAUAAAGCUACAGAUUUUGUUGUUCCUGGACCUGGGAAAUUGACUAUCAAAUUCACACCGGAGAAUGGUGACAAAGUUCAAGAAUAUGAAGUCUUCCAAUUUGAAGGUACUGGUGGAGUUGCUAUGGCAAUGUACAAUACUGAUAAAUCCAUUGGAGAUUUUGCUCACUGCUGCUUCAACUAUGCACUGGAUAAGAAAUGGCCUCUAUAUCUCAGUACCAAGAAUACUAUUUUGAAAAAAUAUGACGGGAGAUUCAAAGAUAUUUUUCAGGAAAUAUAUGAAAGAGAUUACAAAUCCAAAUUUGAAGCUUUGAAUGUCUGGUACGAACAUCGUCUGAUUGAUGACAUGGUUGCACAAGCCAUGAAGUCGGAAGGAGGAUUUGUUUGGGCUUGUAAAAAUUAUGAUGGUGAUGUACAAUCAGAUUCUGUGGCACAAGGGUAUGGUUCCCUUGGAAUGAUGACUUCUGUAUUAAUUUGCCCUGAUGGUAAAACUGUCGAAGCGGAGGCAGCUCAUGGCACUGUGACAAGGCAUUACAGACAACACCAACAAGGAAAGGAAACUUCAACAAACCCAAUAGCAUCCAUAUUCGCAUGGACCCGUGGUCUGUCACAUAGAGCAAAACUAGAUAAGAAUGAAGCUUUGGAAAAAUUUGCAAAAUCAUUGGAAACAACAUGUAUAGAAACUAUCGAGGCUGGAUUUAUGACCAAGGAUUUAGCUGGUUGCAUCAAUGGAAUUUCAAACGUUACAAGAUCGGACUACUUGAACACCUUUGAAUUUAUGGACAAGCUUGCUGAAAAUUUGGAUAAAAAAGUAUCAGCAUUGUGACUAGGACAUCAACUUAAGCUGUGAAGUAGAUGCUGUUAAAUGCCGCUAUGAAUUAAAUAUCUGGUUAAUAUCUGUUUUUUACGUAUUGUGUGCUAAAGAUUCAAGUUUUUAGAAUGAAUUUUUAUUUGUUCAUUUCAAAUAUGUUUUGUGGUAUGACAAUGUGCAAAAUGAGCAGUGACUUAAGUUCCGGUCCCAGCUUGGGUCUAAGCUCCAUAGCCAAUAAUGUUUUUAUUGUGUAGGUAUGGAGGAUUAGUAAAUUCUAAAAGUGAAAAAAUAAUUAAAUUUCUGGUAGCUCCAACAAAACUUCCCCACUCCUGGUGGUAACGAACCAUGCGUAUAUAACUCUAAGUCUAACCCUUUCUUGCUCAAUCGAAUUUCAUUUAAUUCCCAUUUGCAGUAGUAUUGCAUUGAUGUAUGUGAUAUAGGCUUUCAAAAUAAAUGAGAUUUUUUGUGAUUAAUCUAAUUAACCCAAUCCCGCUGCUGUUCCUAUAGAUAUAUUUUCAUUUUUUGUCAUCCUGCUUGCAGUUUCAUAGCCAUAAUUUAGUUGAAUGCAUAAUACACAAUGUAUAUGAUA
Styela clava is the source of this 1898-nucleotide messenger RNA. RefSeq names its product isocitrate dehydrogenase [NADP] cytoplasmic-like. Gene Ontology annotation, biological process: NADP+ metabolic process; isocitrate metabolic process. The record is from RefSeq and is a predicted model, not a curated record. Gene Ontology annotation, cellular component: mitochondrion; cytosol; peroxisome. NCBI's taxonomy places the organism in Eukaryota, Metazoa, Chordata, Ascidiacea, Stolidobranchia, Styelidae. Gene Ontology annotation, molecular function: magnesium ion binding; NAD binding; isocitrate dehydrogenase (NADP+) activity.